Messenger RNA from Diospyros lotus (date-plum), 2044 nucleotides. RefSeq names its product serine carboxypeptidase-like 50. NCBI's taxonomy places the organism in Eukaryota, Viridiplantae, Streptophyta, Magnoliopsida, Ericales, Ebenaceae. The record is from RefSeq and is a predicted model, not a curated record. The transcript has a single exon. Gene Ontology annotation, molecular function: serine-type carboxypeptidase activity. Bases 98 to 1474 code for a protein of 458 amino acids. Gene Ontology annotation, biological process: proteolysis.
CUUUGUUCUUCUUCCCCCACCAAACAAUGAGAGUCCGAAAGCAAACGAUUCUUGGAAUCACUUGAAUGAGCUCGGGCUAACUCCUGAUUGCUUGACAAUGGAGUCAACGCAAGUCCGGAGCUUCCUGAAGCUCCUACUCUUCCUCGCCGUCCUCCGCCAUUUCCCGCCCAUCUCCGCCGCGGCCGCCACUUCAACCCCAUUCCCUAAAGAAGCACUCCCCGCAAAAUCCGGCUACCUUCCGGUCAGUUCCACCACCGCCUCUGCCAUUUUCUACGCUUUCUAUGAAGCCCAAUCGCCCGCUUCGCCCCUCUCCCAAACCCCAAUUCUCAUUUGGCUCCAAGGCGGCCCGGGUUGUUCCUCCAUGUUGGGCAACUUAUACGAGCUAGGUCCGUGGCGUGUUUCUCACAGGCAAAACGUCGAACAGGUCGUGCUCAAACCCAAUUCGGGGUCUUGGAACCGUUUGUUCGGCCUCCUUUUCCUUGAUAACCCAAUCGGUGUUGGAUUUAGUAUUGCCUCAACUCCAGAAGAAAUCCCGAGAGAUCAACACGCCGUUGGCAGGCAUCUUUUUGCCGCGAUUUCAUCGUUUGUUGCAUUAGACCCGACGUUCAAAUCGCGUCCGAUGUACGUUACUGGUGAGAGCUAUGGAGGGAAGUAUGUUCCGGCAAUUGGGUACUAUAUUCUGAAGAAGAAUGCCUGGUUGCCGGCGUCAAAACGGGUUAAUUUGGCGGGAGUUGCUAUAGGGAACGGAUUGACUGAUCCAGUGUCACAAGUGGCUACUCAUGCUGCAAAUGCUUACUUUUCCGGUUUGGUGAAUGAGAAACAGAAGACCUUGUUGGAGAGCCUUCAAAAUGAGGCUGUUGAAUUAACUAAGAAAGGUAAUUGGAGCAAUGCAACAGAUGCAAGAACCAAUGUCUUGGAAAUGUUGCAAAGCAUGACCGGGCUGGCCACUUUGUAUGACUUCAGAAGGCAAACUCCUUAUGAAACAAGUUUGGUGACUGAGUUCUUGCAACAACCGGAAGUGAAACGAUUGUUUGGUGUGAAUGAAUCGAUUGUUUACGAAGAAUGCAGUGGUGUUGUUGGGGCAGCAUUGAAUGAAGAUGUGAUGAAGAGUGUGAAGUACAUGGUGGAGUUUUUGGUGAUGAACAGCAAGGUCUUGCUCUACCAGGGACAGUGUGAUUUGAGAGACGGCGUGGUGUCAACUGAGGCAUGGGUGAAGAAGAUGAAGUGGGCCGGGAUCGGGAAGUUCAUGGAGGCUGAGAGGAAAGUUUGGAGGGUGAACGGGAAGCUUGCCGGGUACGUGCAGAAAUGGAGGAGCUUGAGCCAUGCCGUGGUGCUAGGGGCCGGGCAUCUUGUGCCAACUGACCAGGCAGUGAAUUCUCAGGCAAUGAUAGAAGAUUGGGUUUUGGAGAGAGGAGUAUUUGCUGAUGAACUCGGUGAGAAGAAUGUGUCUAUCCAUUUCCAUGCAGUGCUGUGAAACCUCCCUCGGUUUACUGUUUGUGUCUGUUGUUGUUGUUGUUGUUGUUGUUGUAUAAUGAAUUUACUAGCAACAGGAAGACUUGGCCUGGUCUUGUGCAUUAGCAGUCGUGGACUAUAGUUCUGUGUUAGUGAUAAAUAAAAGGUACUGUUGCUUGGAAUCGCUUACAGAUUGCUGUUUCUCUCAAGUCUCAACCAUCGACGAGGAUAAAUCCUAAACUACUUGGAGUGAAAUGGGGAAGCUUGCAAUUGCAAUGCAAUUAUGGAAGAUUGUUUUUGGAGAAGAAACUGUUUCCCGAUGAACAGAAUGGGAUCGGCCUUCCAAGUGUUGGUCAUGGAUUUUGGAAUUGCUCACAAGUGUUUGUUUCUCUUUAACAGCAAUAAGAUAUGAUAUGAACUUGCUGGGUGAGUGAAGUAAGAGCUUACAGAAAAGGGGAAGGUUGUGAUCUUAUGGUGUUGGGGGUUGGGCAUCAUAUUGUGCCAAUUGACCAGCCGGUGAAUUCUCCAGCAACCAUAGAAUGUUGUGGUGUGGUAAGCAUGAUUUUUGUUGUAAUUGAAUUGUCGAACCUAA